GGGAGGCGCGCGCGCGCGGCUAGUUUCGAUCAGGCGUCGCCGCCUCAGUGGGGGAGGUCUCGCUCUGUCCUGAGGGGACAGGAGCCGCGAUCACGGCCAUGGCCUCGGCUUCGGCCCCGGGCGUCCCCACGACUUUUGGACAGGCGGUGAUCGGGCCUCCGGGCUCGGGGAAGACCACGUACUGCCUGGGCAUGAGCACUUUCCUGGCCGGGCUGGGCCGGCGAGUAGCCGUGGUGAACCUAGACCCGGCUAACGAGGGCACACCGUACGCAUGCGCCGUGGACAUCGGCGAAUUGGUGACGCUCCCCGACGUGAUGGAAGCGCUCAAGCUGGGGCCCAACGGCGGCCUCGUGUACUGCAUGGAAUACCUGGAGGCCAACCUGGACUGGCUGCACGACCGCCUGGCGCCCUUCCGCGGCCACUACCUGCUCUUCGACUGCCCGGGCCAGGUGGAGCUGUGCACGCACCACGGCGCCUUGCGCAGCGUUUUCGCGCAGCUGGCCCGGUGGGGCUUCCGGCUGACUGCUGCCCACCUAGUGGAUUCUCACUACUGUACAGAUCCGGCCAAAUUCAUCUCCGUGCUGUGCACCUCCCUGUCCACCAUGCUGCAUGUAGAGCUGCCCCAUGUCAACAUCCUCUCCAAGAUGGACCUCAUUGAGCAGUUUGGGAAGCUAGCCUUCAACCUGGACUACUACACCGAAGUCCUAGACCUCUCCUACCUGCUUGAUCACCUGGCCUCAGACCCCUUCUUCCGUCAUUACCGACAGCUCAAUGAGAAGCUGGUGCAGCUGAUUGAAGACUACAGCCUGGUCUCCUUCAUCCCUCUCAAUAUCCAGGACAAGGAAAGUGUCCAGCGGGUGCUGCAGGCAGUGGACAAAGCCAACGGCUACUGCUUUGGGGUUGCUGAGCAGCGGAGUCUGGAAGCCAUGAUGUCUGCUGCAGUGGGGGCUGACUUCCAUUUCACUUCCACCCUGGGAAUUCAGGAGAAGUACCUUCCUUCCGCAGAAGAAGAGGCAGUGGAACAAGAGGACAUGCAUUUGUAGGGGUGAGAGCAAGAGCAGACCCCUGGAUCCAGAUAGUGGCAGGCCCUGGGGCAGGACCAGAAACAAGCCGUCCAUGGUCUCAAGCCAGGAGCUAGUGCAGCCCAGCGAAGAACUCGGGAGCCCCAGAAGGGACGCUCUGAGGUUGACAUACGGACCUCUGCUGUGGGCUGGCCAAGGUGUGGCUCCCUUAGGAUUUGGUCCGCUGUAGGACACAGAUUCCCGGCCCUGCCGGUGGGCUUGGGUCACUUACCGUGAAAGUUCCUUUAAAUACACCUGACUUGGCAA
Molecule: messenger RNA, 1328 nt
Organism: Trichosurus vulpecula (common brushtail)
Lineage: Eukaryota; Metazoa; Chordata; Mammalia; Diprotodontia; Phalangeridae
Gene: GPN2
Product: GPN-loop GTPase 2
Exons: 5
Coding region: 99-1043 (314 amino acids)
Cellular component (GO): cytoplasm
Molecular function (GO): GTPase activity
Source: RefSeq, a predicted model, not a curated record